AUGGAGUGCGACAUCUGUGGAAAGGCCGGCGACCAGGGCCAUCCGCUGCACUGCAUCACCUGCGCCCGCUCAUACCUCGAACAGCCCCGCAUCGAACUCGCAAAGACGCUUAUCGACAAGGAUGGAGUUGAGAGACAUGUCAAGGCCGUCAUACAAGGAUCAGGAGAUAGAUCGAGCGUCUCUUUGUCUGAUUCAAAGGGGGGAUUCUUGGUCGACCGUCAGCUGUGCACCGACAACUUGAACUGGCAGCGCACCAGGACGGAGACGAUCGAGAUCGAGGAGAGGAUGACACUCAUCACAGAGCAGGUGCGCCGUCUUCGAGGGCAGAUGGAGACUGCGAGGGAGGAGCUGGAAGCCAAGCGAGCCGCGAACGCGCAACGCAAGUCAGACCUGUCCUCUGCUACGUAUGGCAUCGACUCUCGGCGUGCCAACGAGCUGGACAAGGUGCAGCAGAUGGUGAAGAAGAUGGACUACAAGUCUGACAAGGCGCAUUACGAUACUAUAGAGCAGCGAAGGCAACUGUGUACCACUUCUGCUAAGCUAGCAGGGCUUAAGAUGAGCAAGAGGCGGAACAAGGAUGGAAGUAUCAAGGAGGUCUUCAAUAUCGGACCGGGGACGAAGUUGCGCAUCUGGGAGUUUCAUGACCUCAACGACGCACCUCCCGACUAUCUUUCCGCCUCUCUGGCCGCUGUGGCCCAGCUUCUCGUACGCGUUGCUGCGUACUUAGGCAUCCGUCUGCCUGCUGAGAUCACCCUACCUCAUAACAACUACCCCCAGCCGACGAUAUUCAGCAUUGCUUCUUCGUACCAGGGCAAGAAAGUACCGUUCCCUGGGACUACUCUGUCCGACUCUUCGAGCAACAGUCCAGAGGCCUCUCGCACCCUCGACCCGCGCACCCCUCUUCCAAAGCCUCGUACCUUGUUCGUCGACCGACCCCUUGCUCACCUGUCUGCCGAAGAUCCUCCUGCUUACACGUCCUUCAUUGAGGGCGUGUCUUUGCUUGCCUACAAUGUUGCAUGGCUCUGUCGCACGCAAGGCAUGAAGGAAAGUUUCAAGGAAUGGGAAGACGUUGGACACAUGGGACGCAAUCUCUACCGACUUCUGAUCUUGCAGGAAACGUACAUUGCUCGACGCCCAGAAAAUCCGCUUGACAAAGAUAUGAGCGCUGUCAAGUCUUCCGCGUCGCCUUUGCGCAGAGCGCCAGUAGGCUUCGGACAGCUGUCGCAUGCCACGUCGCACUCGUCUAUGAACAUGGCAGAAAAUGCACAGUAUCUGAGCGGAUGGAGCCUGACGCCCACCAAAGUGCUCGAUGAGCUGAAGGCGUUCUUGUUAGCCGAGCAACAGGCGCAGGAGUGGGAUGUGCUCAAUCAGAAGGAGUGGGCAGACAUGGAGAACCUCAUUGCCGAAGACCCAAUUAUGGUGGGUGAGAAGCGACGCAAUUUGGGACUAGACAAUGGACGCAGCCACAGCACUUGCAUCACCACGAGCGGGACGCAGAAAGACGAUAUAUCUGCGGGUGGACUCCCCGAGCGCAAGAAAGGAACGAGUGGGUGGACGAAGGUCAAGAGCCGAAGUGAGGAUGUUGUGAAGAGGUGA
Molecule: messenger RNA, 1596 nt
Organism: Ascochyta rabiei
Lineage: Eukaryota; Fungi; Ascomycota; Dothideomycetes; Pleosporales; Didymellaceae
Exons: 1
Coding region: 1-1596 (531 amino acids)
Biological process (GO): SNARE complex assembly
Cellular component (GO): lytic vacuole; endosome
Molecular function (GO): SNARE binding
Source: RefSeq, a predicted model, not a curated record